This is a messenger RNA of Marmota monax (woodchuck), 5901 nucleotides long. It is a transcript of the gene Serinc5, whose product is annotated as serine incorporator 5. Gene Ontology annotation, cellular component: membrane. The transcript is spliced from 12 exons. The record is from RefSeq and is a predicted model, not a curated record. Bases 26 to 1411 code for a protein of 461 amino acids. NCBI's taxonomy places the organism in Eukaryota, Metazoa, Chordata, Mammalia, Rodentia, Sciuridae.
GCCCCCGUGCUCGUCGGCCGCCGCGAUGUCUGCUCAGUGCUGUGCGGGCCAGUUGGCCUGCUGCUGUGGGCCUGCAGGCUGCUCCCUCUGCUGCGGCUGCUGCCCCAAGGUGCGUCAGUCACGGACCACCCGCUUCAUGUACGCGCUGUACUUCAUCCUGGUCGUCUUCCUCUGCUGCAUGAUGAUGUCACCCACCGUGGCUAAGCAGAUGAAGGAGCACAUUCCUUUUUUUGAAGAUAUUUGCAAAGGCAUUAAAGCUGGUGACACCUGUGAGACGCUGGUGGGGUACUCUGCAGUGUACCGAGUCUGCUUUGGAAUGGCGUGUUUCUUCUUUCUCUUCUGCCUGCUGACCUUGAAAAUCAACACCAGUAAAAGCUGCAGAGCCCAUAUUCACAAUGGCUUUUGGUUCUUUAAACUUCUGCUGUUGGGGGCCAUGUGCUCAGGAGCUUUCUUCAUUCCAGACCAGGAGACCUUUCUCAAAGCCUGGCGCUACGUGGGAGCCUUCGGAGGCUUCAUCUUUAUAGGUAUCCAGCUCCUUCUGAUUGUGGAGUUUGCACAUAAAUGGAACAAAAACUGGACUGCAGGCACCACCAGUAACAAGCUGUGGUAUGCCUCUCUGUCCCUGGUGACUCUCAUCAUGUACUCUGUUGCCGUCGGGGGUUUGAUUGUGAUGGCAGUAUUUUACACACAGAAAGUCGGCUGCAUGGAGAACAAGAUUAUCCUGGGAUUAAACGGAGGCCUGUGCCUGCUUAUUUCAAUGGUAGCCAUCUCACCCUGUGUCCAGAAUCGUCAGCCACAUUCUGGGCUGCUGCAGUCAGGGCUCAUCAGCUGCUACGUCACAUACCUCACUUUCUCAGCUCUGUCUAGCAAACCUGUAGAAGUAGCUCUGGAUGAACAUGGGAAGAAUGUUACCAUUUGUGUGCCCAACUUUGGUCAGGACCUAUAUAGAGAUGAAAACUUGGUGACUACGCUGGGUACUAUCCUCUUGAUUGGGUGCAUCUUAUAUUCUUGUUUGACAUCAACAACAAGAUCAAGUUCUGAUGCUCUGCAGGGGCGAUAUGCAGCUCCUGAACUGGAAGUAGCUCGGUGUUGUUUCUGCUUCGGGCCUGAUGGAGUGGAUACCGAAGAGCAGCAGAAUGUGAAAGAGGGACCUCGGGUCAUUUAUGAUGAGAAGAGAGGCACUGUCUACAGCUAUUCCUAUUUCCACUUCGUGUUCUUUUUGGCUUCCCUGUAUGUGAUGAUGACUGUUACCAACUGGUUCCACUAUGAAAGUGCCAGCAUCGAGACCUUCUUCAGUGGGAGCUGGUCCAUCUUCUGGAUCAAGAUGGCCUCCUGCUGGGUGUGCGUGCUGCUGUACCUGUGGACGCUGGUCGCUCCCCUCUGCUGUCCCUCUAGGCAGUUCUCCGUGUGAGGAUGGCAGCUGGCCACUUCGCUCAGCAGGCUGCGCUGGAAGAGCUGUCCUUUGAACAAGUGUACCAGGGUCUGAGCAGCAACUGGCGCCUUAUGAAAAGCUGAUAUCCCCUGGCUAUUUUAAAUGUGUCUGAAAAAGCUUUCAGGGGGAUAAGGAAAAAACAAACAAACAAACAAAAAACCCAGAUGAGCUUUUUUAAUUCUGAAAUUCAGAAAGAAACUACCAAUUUGUCCUGAAGAAAUUGAGAUUUCCAACCAACCUGAACUUGUGAUACAUGCAUUUUUAUGUCUUACCCUUAGGAACUGGGUAGUGGUACUUGGAUAUGCUGUCACCAAAAGAAUGGUAUAACAUCUUUUUACAGGGAUAAAAAUUAUCUUGUGUGACCUGUUAUUCCCAUUCUUGGAAUUAAAAAGCAAGCAAAAUGUUGAGUCUCCAGCCCCCAAGAGAAUCCAGACCCCUGUCUCUCUUACUUUCAUCUCCUGAAUCACUUCCUGGAGCCUUUUCCCCAAAGGGCUCUGCUCACAGCUCCCUAGUAUUUAUAGGGAACAAGAGGAAGCACCUGUCUUUAAAUCCACCCUCAGUGCUGCCUCCUCGUGGUCCCCAAGUGUUUCCCUUUGUGGUUGUGAUGCUGGGAAUCACAGCUUUCCCUCUCUGCCCUUGGCCUUCCAGAGGUCCCCUCAUCCUUUCUGGGUUUAGCAUCUUUGUAAUAAUGUGAAAAGCACAAUUUGCCAUCACUGUCCAUGUGUUUCCCCAUCAUGUUAACACUACCUGAUCCAAGUUACUGCAAUAAGUAGGGCACUUAUCCAUGGUGGUGUUCAUGUGAUUCUAGAACAACAUUCAUGUUUUCGUUGCCUAAGCGAUGGAGAACUAUGGUUCUUACUUGUUCGUGCUAUAAUUAAUAAUACUUUAAGGACCUUAACAAAAAGUUUCUUCUUGGCUGAAAUCUGCUGCACCCCUCUUUCAAGUGUAAAGGUUAGCCCCUCAGCUUCUCCUCCACCGUGAAGCCUUUGAAAUUAUAAAAGCAAAAGAGCUUUUGUUUCCUGAAUUUGUAAUGUGACCACACUAUUAAUGUCCAUUGUGGUUUCAUUUCCUUGGAGUAGAUUUGCUGAGGUGAAAAUCCCAGGUGGCCUCUCAAACAGGGCUGACCAGACAAGUCUGUUAGAAGCUGUGGAGUAACUAAAUAUCCUUAGAAGAAGAGGUGGGUGGUUGGGGAUAUUUAAUUAAGCCAUAAACAACAGCUAGAGAAAUUUCCAAAAUACAUAUUUGUAGAGUAAAACGAGAAUUGACUUUUGGCAGCUAUGUGAGAUGUACAUUUUCAGUAUUGGAUGUUCUUAUCAGGGAGGAGGUUUGUUCAGUGUAACUCCAGUAAAGACACCAGUGGACCCAGGCGCAAUGGUGCAUGCCUGUAAUUCCAGCGGCUUGUGGGUCUGAGGCAGGAGGAUCAUGAGUUCAAAGUCAGCCUUAGCAAAAGUGAGGCGCUAAGUAAGUCAGGAGACCCUGUCUCUAUGUAAAAUGCAAAAUAGGGCUGAGAUGUAGCUCAAUGGCCAAGUACCCCUAAGUUCAAUCCCUGAGUUCACACCAGUGGAAAUGCCAUGAGACUCUUUUUGAACCUCCUGGAAGACUUGGUAGACCCUUUUUCUGUGCCCCUCUGUAUGAGUUGAGUAGAACUGAGUCUCACCUAAACCUGGCUCCCAUGUGCCAACGUGCUAAUGGGGGAAAUUACUCAGAUUUUUCUUUUCUACUCACUCCUUUGCCGUCUUCUCAAAAAAUACCAAGGAGGAAGCAAAGACAGGAGUGAAUUCCUUUAGGAAUUUGCCUUUUUUAUAGUGUUUGAGAUUCAGUCUUAAAAGGCCCUUAAUGUAUGCCUAUGUCAGUGUAUGCAUAUUUUUUUUUGUAGGGCAGAACUCCAUGCUGAGCAGUUCAAAGCUGCAUCCAAAGUCACCAAAUAAACAGUUGAACAGUUGUACACCAAGUCUGAGUGACUCUAGUGAAGCCACUGGAGAGCAAGCUCCAUGAAUUAGUGACAGUCUAGGAAAUGAGGCUGUGUGUGGCAGCCCCCUGGCAGAGGCCACUUCAGUGCCUGGUGCAGUGACCUGGGGGCUCUCGGUCAGCCAAGGUCACCCUUAGGAAACACCAUAAGAAGCCCUUUAAUAGCCAAGGUAGAAUCACAGGCAGUUUCCUUGAAUUUCUUCCUGCAGAGAUCUAGUUGAGUUCUUGAUUUGUCUUCCCAUGUGGGUCUGGCAGCCAGCUGGGGUAACUUUAGAACUGACCCUUACGCCAGGUCAGGGUCCUGCUGACAAGGCCAUGCAUCCUGGGCUGGCCUUUGUUGGCCCCUUUGUUCUGUAGAAAGAGGCUCAGAGAAACAUAAAUGAAGAUAAUGCCCCUCACAGCUUCCAUCUUAGCCAGCCCAGCCCACCCCCGUUGUGUAGCCGCACAACUCUUGGUUUGUGGCACAGUGUUCUCCUCUGAAGGUCUGAUGAAGGUCCUUCUCAUUUUUAUUUUCAACUGACAGUGUUAGCAAGGUUCUGGGAUGGCCACAGAUAGAUGGUUGCACUCUGAGAACCUAGGGUGUAGAGACAAGAAGUCAACUUUAAUGAUUAUGAACAAUGAGAAACAAUAUUCAGGUGAUGAAUCAACAUUGAUAGUUUAAAAAAAAAAAAAACUACAUUUUGUGUUAUUGAGACUUAAGAAACUGGAAAAAUUGUGCCAGUUGCUUCAGUUGCAAUAACAGUGGUGUUCAUUUAACUCACUGAUGUCUUUUAAAAAAAUAACAGACUUUUGCUUCCUCCAAGUUUUUGUACCUGAUUACAAAGGUGCCUUUCCUGAAGCUGCUGGUCAGGCUCCUCUGGAGAUGAAAGCUGAAGAUUUUAAGAGACUGUGCGUCUGUUUCCCCUGUGCCAUUCAUCUGAUGUGGAAAAUUUCUCCCUCUCAUUUUCAUGAGGGAGACUCCUGGGAGUGUCACUGUAGGUAGACAUGUAACCUGAAUGAAGACGAGAGACAAUCUUCUAAAUCUCAAGUCUUCAGAAAACCUGCCAUGUCAUUACUGAGUUGAGCUUUUGUAAUACUAGUUGGUUGGUUAUGGUUUUGUCUUCACAGUUUCUUGGGAAAUUGUCUACAAAUUGUUUGCCAGAGGUUUAUUGAGUAGAUAGACUAUGGGUGUAGGCGGGAGGGAGGGUGGAGUCACUGGGACUCUUAGGGUUUCUGUUUCCAGUGAGUAAUGGCCAGCAAGGGAGUUCCCACAUUGAGGACUUGCAGUUCCUCAGAGGAUCCUUCACUGUGAAUGACCUCAGCCUCCAGUUAAUCACCCCUCUCCCCAAAUUGUUGUUCUCUGCCUUUUUAAGAUGACGUUCUUAUUUAAUUUUUGCCAGACAGUUUACCAUCAUUGGUGCUUCAUGUUAUCCUGUGAAGGGAAUUCCAGGGCAUGUAUUUAAGCUUCCUGGGCUUUCUUUUUUUCUCUUUCUCUUGCCUUUCUGAAUAAGAUCUCGUUUUGUUGUACACUCACAUCCUACACCUCUUGUAGUUGAAAGAGGGCUUUGCCCCCAACCAAGAGGGUUCUGGCCUUGAGCUAAUAAGAACCUGAACACCUAGAAAGACCAGUGGACCCUCCUCCGUCAAGGACAGUGCAGGUAGCCUCUUGGCUCAUGGAAUUUUCCAUGGGAUGUUCUCUGCAUCUUGCGAAUAAGCUGAGUUUUACAUUUCAGGCAGAGAAGGGUUCUCUCAGGUUGGACCUGUGACUUCAUGGGAUGAUAGAGCUAUUCACACGGAUCUUUAGAUCUUUCUUCUUCAGUAGAUAUUCACAGAGUCCGUCAUUUUUGAAAGGUUGAAAUAUUUGGCUUUUACCAAAGAAGCUUUUUGGUUUUGUUUUAAAACGAAAUCCUUUCAGAAAAAAACUUAAUUGGGGAAGGGAAGAUUAAGAAUGCGUAUGUCCAAAUCCACUUCCUUAGAAGUUUAAUCAUUCAUGUGAAUAAAAUGAUAGAACUGUUCAAAGGUAAUCCUUUGUGAUAAAGGAUCCUGGGAAAUUCCCUCAGGUAAAGAAAGCUUACAACAGAUGCGUAAUAUAUGUCUUGAGAGCUAUUUAUAAGAAAUUUAAGAGGAUUGUUUUGUCUUCCUUUAUUAAAGAUUUAAGCUUUUUUUAUUUUGCAAAGAAAACCAACAAUUUUAUAGUCAUAACUUUGUUAAUUUUUUAAACUUUUUUGGAACAAUUAGCUGUAGCCAAAUUUUGUGGUUACGUUUUGCUAUAUUAGAAUUUGAAACUGCAAUAGGUGUGGUAAAUCUACUGUUCGAAGUUUAUAAAGGUCUGUGAUAUGGUUAGGUUUUGCUAACUUUUGAAAUAGCUAUUUUUCCUUUUAGUUACAAAGCCGAUUAUGAAUUUGUAUUUGUUUUUUGAAUGCUAAUUUUUCUAUACAGCAUCUGAAGUUGAUCAGUCUUUUCCUAUGUAGAAAAUGCAAAACUUGUUAACUCUGUACUUUAAUAAAAGGUAAAAUUGAAAA